Molecule: messenger RNA, 3571 nt
Organism: Cantharellus anzutake
Lineage: Eukaryota; Fungi; Basidiomycota; Agaricomycetes; Cantharellales; Hydnaceae
Exons: 5
Coding region: 1-3210 (1069 amino acids)
Biological process (GO): L-glutamine metabolic process; L-citrulline biosynthetic process; 'de novo' pyrimidine nucleobase biosynthetic process
Cellular component (GO): cytosol; cytoplasm
Molecular function (GO): metal ion binding; aspartate carbamoyltransferase activity; amino acid binding
Source: RefSeq, a predicted model, not a curated record
AUGAAUGUUGUUUCCACCGAGGAUGAUUUGUCAAAUUAUCUUCAUCAAGCAACUGCCGUCUCACGCGAACAUCCUGUUGUCAUCUCGAAGUAUAUCGAAGAGGCAAAGGAGAUUGAGAUGGAUGCCAUCGCCAAAAACGGGAAGCUGGUAAUGCAUUAUAUCUCGGAGCAUAUCGAGAAUGCUGGCGUCCACUCUGGAGAUGCUACCUUGGUGCUGCCACCUCAAGACCUGGAUCCGGAGACUGUUCGACGUAUUGAAGACGCGACACGCAAGAUUGGUAAUGCACUCAACGUUACUGGCCCAUUCAACAUCCAGUUUAUCGCGAAGAAUAACGACAUUAAGGUCAUCGAAUGUAAUCUCCGUGCUGCACGUUCCUUCCCCUUUGUGUCCAAGGUUACUGGUGUUGAUGCAAUCGAGAUGGCCACCAAAGUCAUGCUGGAUCUUCCCGUCGUUCCGUACCCUGACUUGAAUCUUCCUCCUGACUACGUUGGGGUUAAAGUCCCACAGUUCAGCUUCAAUCGGCUCUCCGGAGCUGACCCUGUUCUGGGUGUCGAGAUGGCCUCCACAGGCGAAGUAGCCUGCUUUGGAAAGAACAAGUACGAGGCAUACCUCAAAGCACUCAUUUCCACCGGCAUCGUUUUGCCCGAGAAGAACAUCCUCCUAUCUAUCGGAAGUUUUAAGGAGAAGCUAGAAAUGCUGCCAUCCGUCCAGAAGCUUCACCAAGCAGGAUACAACCUACUCGGAACGGCGGGAACAGCGGAUUUCUUCACCGAACAUAACAUUCCUUGCAAGUACCUUGAAGCUCUGCCAGACAGUGGUAGUCAUACCCAGAAGUCCGAGUACUCAUUGACUCAGCAUCUCGCUAACAACAUGAUCGACCUUUACAUCAAUUUGCCCUCAAAGAACAACUAUCGUCGCCCCGCCACCUAUACGAGUAAGGGAUAUCGCACUCGGCGCAUGGCAGUGGACUUCGCCGUCCCACUGAUAACGAAUGUCAAGAUAGCGAAGCUUUUAGCUGAGGCUUUGGUUAGAAAGAUGCCGCUGGAGGUAUCGCCAAUUGACUUCAAGACCUCUCACACGACAUUCAGUCUCCCCGGCCUCAUCAAUGUUCAGGCUUUCGUACCGAGGAUGAAGCAAGGGUCCAGAGACUUCGAGCUCAUGACAAAAGCAUCAGUUAGUGCUGGAUUUACAACCGUUCAGAUCAUGCCCUUCGACGUCGAAGCCAGUGUCACGAGUGGCGAAAGUCUGGAUGUGACACGAAGCAACCUCAAAGGAGCGGCUUAUAGCAACUACGCACUGUCGAUCGCUGCCUCGGCAACUAAUGCCUCAACGCUGGACGAAGAGCUUCAGGAGGAAGCGAAAGCUUUGUUUAUUCCGUUCAAUGGCUUGUCAGACCAAAAUAUCAGCAAAGUAGCUGCAGUAGCUGCACAUUUUGCUGCCUGGCCCAAGGAGAAACCUAUCAUUACCGAUGCACGUGCUACCGACUUGGCGACAAUUCUUCUCCUUGCGAGCCUCCAUAACCGAAGCGUUCACGUUGCCGAUGUUGGCAGCAAAGAGGACAUUCAACUCAUUGCACUCAGCAAAGAAAGGGGACUGAAAGUGACAUGUGAUGUGUCUGUGUACUCUUUAUUCUUCACUCGAGAACAGUAUCCUGCGUCUACCCACUUGCCUACUUUCGCUGAUCAGCAGGCGUUGUGGAGUCAUUUAUCCUCCAUUGAUGUCUUUGCCGUGGGGACAGCACCCUACCGCUUAGCCCUCGAUCUCGGGGAAUCUUCCAGUGCCCGGAGUGGUAUCGAAGAAACCUUACCAUUGUUAUUGACUGCACAGUCUGAAGGCCAACUGACGCUGGACGAUAUUCGCGCUAAACUUCACGACAAUCCUCUGAAGAUCUUCGAGCUACCAGAGCAGCCGAAUUCUCAGGUCGAAGUCGAAAUAAAUAGAAGGACUACUUAUCUUGCUCAAGGUCCACAUUGGUCACCACUUCAGGGAGUAAUGGUGAAGGGUUGCGUUCAUAGGGUUGUCUUGCAAGGUCAAACCGUCUAUCUUGAUGGUGUGAACUUUGCAAAUCCUUUGGGUCGCGACGUUUCCGGUCUGCAAGUCAUGCCAAUCCAGCGCGCUGCUGGCAGGGCUAGUUCCUUUAUCGCAACUAAUCGGCCUUCAAUCCAAGUUGACCAGCUUGUAUCUCCUACUCUUGCUUCUGCGAGUCGUGUCACUGACGUCCCGCAAGCAUUCCAUCUCUCAACGCGGGAUAUCUCGCCGAACCGACUCGUGACUUUGCCCCCACCUCAUCCAGCGUUCCACCGACGUAGUAUCCUCAGUGUGAAACAAUUUUCGCACCUUGAUAUACACCAAUUGUUUGACCUUGCUCAUGAAAUGCGUCUGCAAGUCGAACGAAAUGGUGUUAUUGACGUGUUGCGCGGUCGGAUAUUGUGUAAUGUUUUCUACGAACCUUCCACUCGCACCAGUUCUUCGUUCGAGUCUGCGAUGAAGCGUCUUGGAGGCGAGGUCGUUACUGUCUCGGCAGACAGGUCUUCCGUCGCCAAGGGAGAAAGCCUCGCAGACACCAUUCGCACUCUUGCUUGUUAUGGAGAUGCGAUUGUCUUGCGACAUCCAACUUUGGGGGCUGUCUCCAGCGCCGCAAAAUUCUCGCCGGUACCGAUUAUCAAUGCCGGAGAUGGUGUAGGAGAGCACCCUACUCAGGCUUUGCUCGAUAUCUUCACUAUUCGAUCUGAGCUUGGUACUGUCAAUGGAAAGACUAUCACUCUCCUCGGCGAUCUUAAGAACGGUCGGACGGUCCAUAGUCUCGUCACCCUUCUCUGUUUCUACUCAGUUCGGCUAAAUUUUGUCUCGCCGCCUGAACUCACCAUGCCCGACAGUGUCACCUCUGCAGCGAGAAGAGCGAGUGUGAGCAUCACAGAGACCAACUCGCUCAACGAUGUUUUAUCUGGGACAGAUGUGCUUUAUGUCACUCGCGUUCAACAGGAACGUUUCACCGAUCUCCUCGAAUGGGAGCGGGUCCACAAGUCGUACGUCGUUGAUCACUCUGUACUUGCGAGAGCGAAGGCAGAUAUGAUCGUCAUGCAUCCAUUGCCUCGGCUAACUGAAAUUGACCCUGAGGUUGACUUUGAUUCUCGGCGCGCAGUGUACUUCCGACAGAUGCGAUACGGGCUCUUUGUCCGUAUGGCUCUGCUUGCUAUGGUGAUGGGCUAGCUGCCACCAGGUGCUUGGUCUGUAUAAAAACCCUUCGGAGAUCACCAAAAUUGGGCAUUCAGAAUUGAAAUGGACAAGGUAUUCUGCGUAGAAACGACUAGUACAUGCAUGCGAUUUAUGUAUGAUAACCAAAAACCAACAUGCACACAGGAUGCAGAUAGCCUUGUAGGUCGGUCACUGAAGUUCGUUAAUUGCAGUAAUUAUGGUAAUGAAACGCUGGUCCAUGUAUGGGUAUAAACAUUUACGCCAAAGAAACGUAGUUUGCACACAGUCAGGUUUCUAACAGGAGCAAGCCCAAGGUUCCGAGGUGUCAGAUACUUGAGUGAGGGAGAUAUUCCCAGGCAUAGCAACACCAGGCUGA